AUGGUGAAAACCGCAGGCAUUGAAGACGAUGCUAUGAGCGCUGUACCGUGGCAAUCAACCUAUAUCAAUGAACUCGAUAUAUCAUCUACAGAAUUAAGUGAAGAUUGUCUAUUAGAUAUAUUUUUUAGAAUGCCUAGAUUAAAAUAUUUAGCAGUUCCAUAUUGUGAUGGUUUCACAGACAAAGUUUUAGAACUUUUAGUUGACCACGGAAAACUAUCCACUUGUCAUGCUAUUGAUUUAAGCAAUACGGUCAAUUUAAGUUCUGAUGUUGUUUAUACGUUUUUAAUGUUACAUGGUAAACAUCUACAUGGACUAAGUUAUGCUGGAAAUGCCAAUGUAACAGAGCAAUUUUGGCGAAAAAUUGUCGGAUCAUUAGAAAAUAUCAAAAGAAUUAUAACUAAAGUUCAUGUUGAUCAAAUACUUGACGUUUGUGCUCACUACUGUCCAGAAUUACAACGUCUGGAAAUUCAAUGGGAUGCGGACACAGUUCGAUUUAGUGAAUUAAACAGUAAAUUCAUUGAUAAUCUCAGAAUUCGUUGCAUCCAUUUGCAAUCAUUGGUGUUAUCUGAUGGUGCUUAUUAUGAAAGUGUCAAAGCCAAUUUUGAACGUGCCAAUCGAAAUCGUGUUGUUCGAACAACAACAUCUUAUCGAACAACUACUAUUAGUUUGUUGGAUUAUUACAAUCAAUUAAAAUUUAAUUAG
Messenger RNA from Didymodactylos carnosus, 702 nucleotides. The record is from the annotation of a GenBank genome assembly. NCBI's taxonomy places the organism in Eukaryota, Metazoa, Rotifera, Eurotatoria, Philodinida, Philodinidae.